Ahaetulla prasina is the source of this 2475-nucleotide messenger RNA. Its product is annotated as C-type lectin domain family 2 member D-like. The transcript has 8 exons. Lineage: Eukaryota; Metazoa; Chordata; Lepidosauria; Squamata; Colubridae. The record is from RefSeq and is a predicted model, not a curated record. Bases 558 to 1283 code for a protein of 241 amino acids.
AAAGAUAAGCCCCCAAACUAUCUCCCGGCAAGAGAAGAUCUCUUAUUUUGGAGACUUUCAGUGAAAAACCUGAAAAUACAAAGUAGGAAAUUCCCCAUGGUAGCUGGAGAAGAGCAGGAACAGCUGUGGGUGGAGCUGUUUCAUCAGCCUAGAGUUGCUAUGUAAAGGGUCUAAAGUCCAACUCCUCUUGGCGCCAAUUUGUUGGCGCCAAUUUCAAACUGAACAUUAGGUUCUUUUGUAUAGGCAAGAUUGAGCUGCCAUGCUGACCUGCAACCUGGUCCUUUGAUUUUCUGAGAGCCUGACAAUUGUCACAGAGAAAUAGCAGCUGAUUUGGAAGAAAGGCAAACUAUCCAAAUGGAAGCUUAAUGAAAGACACCUUCCCUUUGUCUGCACCGAUGACAAGGAAUUGGCCGUUCCUAGCGCGAAUGUUCUUGGGCAUGUGACCUCGUGGAGGUACUAAGGGGACUCAGAAGGACUGUAAAAAAGAUCUUCAAAGCAAGGCAGCCUGAAUCUUGAUUAUUUUUCUUUUUGUAACAAAGACAAUUAUGUCUUGAAAGAUGGAAGGAGAAAUUAAAGAUAUUGAUUCUGGAUGUGGUGUUUGUUGGAUUCCUGAGGUGACAACUCCUGCUUCUUCUGGAAGCUCUGAUGCAAAGACGGCAAGAAAUGCUGAUAAAAAUAAAGGGUCAGGAGAUUCUGGAUAUUGUGAUCCGUUGACUUCUGAAGUGACAACUGCAUCUUCUUCUGGAAGCUCUGAUACAAAGCGUGCAAGAAAUGCUGUUCUAUGUAAGCGCACUGCAGACAAGAAAUUCAUUACAGCAGCAGCUGUUGUGGUCAUUUUGAUCAUUGUUGUAAUUUUAUUGGCUGUUAAAAAAACAGAAACAUAUCUGCCUUGUCCUCUCCUUGCGAGCCAAAGUGUUGCCUGCCCAGAUUUCUGGAUUGGAUACAGAGGAAAAUGUUUUUAUACAUCAAAUGAAGAAAUGAAUUGGUCUCUCAGUUUAAAGAUCUGUUCUUCAUUUAAUGCUUCCUUGGCUGUGAUUGAUACUCAGAAUGAAUUGGAUUUUUGGGUAGAAAUUUUCAGUCCGUUUCAUUACUGGUUUGGUCUCUCAAGAGAAGUUAACCAGACCUGGAAAUGGUCCAAUGGCACUGAGUUUAAAAAUUGGUUUCCAGUGCGAGGAGAAGGUUUCUGUGCAUAUAUAAAUGGAAAAGGGGCUGAUAGCACCAUGUGUUCCAUGGAGAAACUUUUUCUCUGCAGCCGGCCAGAAAGUUGCAGGAAAACUGGAUAACACAACCUCAUCCAAAGAAGGAACUCUUGUCUUGACUAGUAUUCAUUGCAGAAGCAUACGUUUGUAGUCUCUCCUGGCACAUCCAGAUUUGCUACUGGCCAUAUAGUCUUUAGUUGUAAUCCUGAGGAUGCAUCUUCAGAUCCUAUCUUAACAAAGCUAUUCUGGAUCUUCUGGGAAAUUUCACAUAUCCAUGUUACAUCACUACUUCUCACUGUGUUACGUUUUUAUAUGUGUAAUAAGUUCAUCUCUCUUGUGCUCCUCCUACAUCAUCUUCUAAGAAGGUGAGAUUUACAGUACAUCAAGACGGACAGCUGACUGAAUAAUGAAAUGUAUGCAAGAAAUCAACCAAGCUCAGAGAGCCCCAAGGAUCCCACUGUUAUCUUUCUAAUUAAAUAGGAUAAAAACAUCAUAAGAUGUACUUAACCUUGUUGGCCUUUGCCAAAGUAUUGAAAUCCUUGCUGUUUCCCCAAGCGUUUGGGAUGGUGGGGAGGGGGAAGAUGAGCUCUGCUACUAUUGAUACUACUAAAUUAAUCCUUAGUUUAUCCUUGGGCACAAGUAGAUUGUUAUGUUUGGGAAGGUUGUUUGUUUUUAAUCUGAUAAAACACCCAGAGCUGCUUAAAUGAGAUGGGCAGUUAUAUUAAUGAUAAUGGCACAAUUCCAAAAUUGGAAAACACUGGUCUGGAUCAGUGGUGAAAUCCAAUUUUUUUUUACUACCGGUUCUGUGGGCGUGGCUUGGUGGGUGUGGUGUGGCUUGGUGGGUGUGGCAGGGGAAGAAUACUGCAAAAUCCCCAUUCCCACCCCACUCUGGGGCCAGCCAGAGGUGGUAUUUGCCAGUUCUCUGAACUACUCAAAAUUUCCACUACCGGUUCUCCAGAACCUGUCAGAAGCUGCUGGAUUUCACCCCUGCUCUGGAUGGAUAAUAAAUGGAGCACAUAAAAAGACUAGUCAAUUAUUUCUUUCUCAGGAUGCUUCAAGGAGGCUCCAUUUUCAUGGUAGACAAAAAGGAGCCUAUUUAAAACAUUCAGAGCAGUGUUUUCCAAUUUUGGCAAGUUUAAGAUGGGCAGAAUUCAACUUCUAUAGACUUUUAGUCAGUACUGGUCUUUUUCUCUUGUUUGUUUUCAGUAAGAAAGCCCUGUACUUUAUUUUGCUUUUUUAAAUUUUCAUAUAUAUCUUUUUAAUAAACAUUGGUUAA